AUGAAGAUCAUUGUUCUGCUGCACUGGUUUGAAAUAUUUAUGUCCUUUUCUGGAAAAAUCCAGGCUAAGCAUUCUCAAUAUCAUAGCUCCCCAGAAGUGGUGAUUCCCUUGAAGCUAACUAGUACUAGCAGAAGUGUGACCACCCCAGGCUGGCUUUCUUAUAGCUUAUAUUUUGGGGGCCAGAACCACAUCAUUCAUAUGAAGGUCAAGAAGUUUUUGCUGUCUAGACAUUUGUCUGUGUUCACCUACACAGACCAGGGUGCACUCCUUGAAGACCAGCCUUUUAUUCAGAAUGACUGCUACUAUCAAGGUUAUGUAGAGGGGGACUUGGAGUCCCUGGUAGCCCUCAGUACCUGUUUUGGGGGCUUUCAAGGAAUUCUACAGAUAAAUGAUAGUGCUUAUGAAAUUAAGCCCAUAAUAUUUUCUUCCACAUCUGAGCAUCUAGUAUAUAAGAUCAAUAAUGAUGAGACACAAUUCCCAUCCAUGAGAUAUGGCUUCAUGCAAGAAGAAAUAGCACACCGGUUGGAGUUUCAAGAUAUUUCUAAUUUUACGCUCAAACAAAGUGCUUAUGAGGACUGGUGGACUCAUGUCUGGUUUGUUACAUAUGUAGUCGUUGUGGACCAUACUUUAUAUCUUCAUUACGAAAGGAAUACAUCAAAGUUGCAAGAGGAUUUAUAUAAUGCUAUCAAUGUUGUAGAUUCAAUUUAUGAUGCAUUGGGAGUUAAUUUGUUAUUGUUUGGUAUUGAGAUCUGGACAGAAAGAAACUUUAUUGCAGUAGACAAUGUAAAGAAUUCUCUAGCAUAUUUUUGUCAAUGGAAGGUCAAAAAUCUUUCUCCCCGCCUGCAACAUAAUGUUGCACAUCUUUACAUGAAUAAGGGAUUAAGAGGAUUACCUGGUUUAUCAUUCCUUGGAGGAAUGUGUGAAAUGAGUUAUAAUUGUGGGAUUGUUUCUUACCUUAAUCUAACCUUGAACAAUUUUGCAAUCUAUGUGGCUCAUGAGCUCGGUCAUAGUAUGGGCAUGAGUCAUGACACAGAUACAUGUACUUGUGGGAAAAAAUCAUGUAUAAUGAAUCCCCGAAAAAUUCCAUCAAUUAAAUUUAGUAAUUGCAGUUAUGCUGAGUGGUGGAAUACCAUUAUAAAGCAUAGAAAAUGUAUGCAUGAAAAUCCACAGACAGGAAACAUCCUUAUAGGGAAGCGCUGUGGAAAUGGUGUGGCAGAAGAAGAAGAGGAGUGUGACUGCGGAUCCUACAAGAAUUGCGCAAAGGAUCCUUGUUGUCUGCCAAACUGUAUGCUGAGUCCUGGGUCUCUUUGUGCUUUUGGACUUUGCUGCAAAGACUGCAUGUUUUUGCCAUCAGGGGAACUUUGCAGACAACAGGUCAAUGAAUGUGAUCUUCCAGAAUGGUGCACUGGGAAAUCCCAUCAGUGCCCUCAAGAUUUAUACGUGCAGGAUGGAAUCUCAUGCCUAGAUGAGGGCUACUGCUAUGAAAAGAGAUGCAAUAAUCGCAAUGAACAAUGCAAAGGAAUUUUUGGGAAAGAGGCAAAGAAUGCAAACCAGAUAUGCUACAAAGAAAUGAACACUCGAGGUGAUCGGUUUGGUCACUGUGGUAUAAAUGGCUCCAUAUACACCAAAUGUGCUAUUUCUGAUAUAUUGUGUGGCAGAGUUCAAUGUGAGAAUGUGAUAGAAAUUCCUGUUCUAAGAGAGCAUUCUACUGUACAUUUUACUCACCUCAAUGGUGUCUCCUGCUGGGGUACUGACUAUCAUUUUGGGAUGACCAUACCUGAUAUUGGUGAAGUGAAAGAUGGUACAGAAUGUGGCCCAGGUAAUAUCUGCAUUCACAGAAAGUGUGUCCAAUUGUCUCUUUUGAAAAGUGAUUGCUCGGCUCUAACUUGUAACAUGAGGGGAGUCUGUAACAAUAAACAUCAAUGUCAUUGCAAUUCUGGAUGGGGUCCACCCAACUGUCUGAGCAAAGGCAUUGGAGGUAGUAUUGAUAGUGGAAUACCCCCUGAAGAAAAGAACAGAAUAAUAUACCUGAUAAUAUUGUUGUUUAUUUUGUUGUUCCUUUUAAUUUUUUGUUGUAUCUUUUUAUGUUUUAAGAAGUCUAAAAAAGAAAAUCAAAAAGUUCAUACUAAACCUCAGAAAACAGAACGGAAAGCUCAGCCUCAAGCUCAGCAAAGAGAGCAAAAAAAUGAGACUGAAGCUCAGCAAGAACAAAAAGUUGAGAGUCAACUUCAGCAAGGAGAACAAAAAGUUGAGACACAGCUGAAGCAAGAAAGACGAAGAGUUGAAAAUCAAUCUCAGAAAGAAAGACAAAGAUUUCAAACACAAUCUCAGAGAGGUGGACAAAGAGUUCAGAUUCAGUCCUUGAAAUCAAAGCAAUCAGUGCGAAUUCAAGGACAUAAAUCCAUGGGCUAA
Messenger RNA from Chrysochloris asiatica (Cape golden mole), 2412 nucleotides. Its product is annotated as disintegrin and metalloproteinase domain-containing protein 29-like. Gene Ontology annotation, molecular function: metalloendopeptidase activity. Gene Ontology annotation, cellular component: external side of plasma membrane; plasma membrane; sperm head plasma membrane. Gene Ontology annotation, biological process: male gonad development; proteolysis. NCBI's taxonomy places the organism in Eukaryota, Metazoa, Chordata, Mammalia, Afrosoricida, Chrysochloridae. The record is from RefSeq and is a predicted model, not a curated record. Bases 1 to 2412 code for a protein of 803 amino acids. The transcript has a single exon.